AUGCAGGAUACUCGGAUCUUUGUGGGGGGUUACGCUGGGGGUGAGCCGUGGGGCGCAGUUUUGAGACGUCUCAAAACUGGUGGGAGUUGCGCUGCCAGCCCACGGCUCACCGGUGGUGAGCCGUGGGCGAAGGUGACCCCCUACAUUUAUGUUGAGCUCAUACAGCACAAGCAGAUCAAUAUUCCCUUCCCCCCUCUCUCUCCCCCAGCUCUUACUCUUCUUCUCCGCAGCACCAUUGAGCAUGAGCGGAUCAAAACCCCCCCUUCCCACCUCCCCCUCCCCCUCCACUCUCCACCUCCCACUCCUUCCUCCCCCUCUCCUCUUCUCCUUCUCCCCCUUCCCCCCCGCAGCACCAUGGUCAAGGAGUUGAGGUCCGGUGCGGACCGCCUGGGCACGCUGCAAUCACGCAGAGAAGCUGCAGCAGUGGUGAGAGGGAAGGACGUGCUGCAGAAGCUUUUCUACGACCUGUCAGAGAGAUACAAGGGGCAUCGAAAGUCCAUCCGUCUGCUGCACAUGGACCGUCCAGACGAGCUUCGUCGCAUCCGACCUCUCAUCAAUUCCCCUCAGGAGAAAUUAAGCUCCCGGGUGCUGUCUCUUCCUGUGUGUCUCUCUCUCUCUGCCUCUUCCCACCUCCCUCUCUCUGCCUCUUCCCACCUCCCUCUCUCUGCCUCUUCCCACCUCCCUCUCUCUGCCUCUUCCCACCUCCCUCUCUCUGCCUCUUCCCACCUCCCUCUCUCUGCCUCUUCCCACCUCCCUCUCUCUGCCUCUUCCCACCUCCCUCUCUCUGUCUCUUCCCACCUCCCUCUCUCUGUCUCUUCCCACCUCCCUCUCUCUGUCUCGUCCUACGCGUGUCUCCAUGCCUCCGCAGGUACAUCGAUCAACCCGAUGAGCUUCACCGCAGCCGCCCCCCUUCAGUCCCUCCACCUCCCUCCAAGCCCCAGGCCCCCUAGGUACAUUGACCGGCCAGAUGAGCUUCGUCGCAGCAGGCCCCCAUCGAUUCCACCACCUCCAUCUGAGCCGAGGCCCCCUGGGUGCUCUUUGCCCUCAGAAGACACUGCCUUCACCCCCCCCCCCCCCCCCCCCCCCCCCCCCCUCUCCCCCUCCCUCCUCCUCCCACCGUCUCUCUGUGUCACUCUCUCGUCCAUGCCCCACCACCAGGUACAUUGA
Closterium sp. NIES-65 is the source of this 1167-nucleotide messenger RNA. The record is from the annotation of a GenBank genome assembly. NCBI's taxonomy places the organism in Eukaryota, Viridiplantae, Streptophyta, Zygnematophyceae, Desmidiales, Closteriaceae.